Molecule: messenger RNA, 1928 nt
Organism: Moneuplotes crassus
Lineage: Eukaryota; Ciliophora; Spirotrichea; Euplotida; Euplotidae
Source: the annotation of a GenBank genome assembly
CUUCAGGCAAUUCCCCAUUAAACAAAGUUAUCCACGAGAUGUCAGAUACAAAAGUAACACCCAAAAAAACUUUGCCCUGCCAGAACAAGAGGAAAUUUUUAUUCCAAAAGCAAUCCUGAGCCAUGACAGUCCUGGAGUACUACGCUAAAAUUCUUGGCUGCAAUACGUUCAUGACACGGUUUUCCCAUAAAUCGAGGGAGCUCUGGAAGGGAAACUUGAAAAACUGGAUUGUCAAAAUCAACGAAAAUGCGGGAACAAUUGAAGUUAACGAUGCUAACAUUGAUUAUUGGAUUUUGAAUACCCUACUUCAGAACUGAAGCCUUGACUUGAAUGCUAGGAAGCUAUUCAGAGGAUCAUACCUGAGAAAGAUCAAAAAGUUCCUUAGCUCAAUCCCGAGUCCAAGCCAAGUAAAAAUGAUUAAGAUAAGUGAUAUUUGAGAUUAUUUUGAAAGGUUUAGAGAUGAAAGCGGUCAAAAAUGAAAAAGUCGUUUCCAAUAUGUACUGGAACAACUGUCGAUCCCAUUAAACCUCGAGCCACCUCAUAUAAAAACGUACCAAAACAACAAAGGAAAAAGGACUGCAUAUUUCUAUAGUAAUAUAUUCUCGAUUGAGUGUGUGUUUCAUAGAUAUCUUAGCGGGUUGCAAGCUUAUCCGAAGAUUGAUGGUACUGAAGCUACUGUAUUCAUAAAUUCUAAGUACUCUGUCAACCACAAGGAAAUCCGUUUUUGAGGAAACAAAUCUAAAGAUUGCCCAAACCUUUCUAUGAUCGAGCUGAAGAGCGACAAGAUUCCAGUUUUUAAAAACAUUUUGAGAAUUGCAUUUGUGAAGGAAACCUGAUUUGAGGACAUUCAUGAAAAAUUAGAGUGAGCCAAAGUUUUCAAUAAGAUUAUCAAAAAAUGAUACCCUGACUUGGAAGAGCUAAACCCACCUAAAACUUAUAGCAUUGACAAUACUUGUUUGAGCUUUGCCUUGCAAGCACUUGAAUCAACAAAGGUAAAUUUUAAAGUUUCAAGAAUUAUCGAAGAAUUUUACGACACUUUAAAACUCAAGGCAAGGACGGCAAUUCUUUUCUUUCCAAAAGAGCACACAGAGAUGCAUAGUUUGUUUAAAUGAUCCAUUCAAAUAUGAACAAAAUUAUACAAAAAGAUCAAACACAACCUUGUCUUUGAGUCUUUUGAAGUCAUAUCAAUUGCCAAUAUAGAGAGAAUUAAAGACCCAAAAGCAGAACUCAACAAAAUUGGAAUUGAUUCUUGGGAAUCACAUAUAUCCCAAAGGAUGAGUAAGUGGCUGGUUUUUCCGAUCUCUGAGAUUGUCUCAAUCAAUGAGUUUGCCCAUAUGGAGAAUCUUACUAUAAAAUCCGAAGAAGUUACUAAAGAAGGUACAAUCAUAAAGUCCAAUAGCUUUUACAGCUUAGUAAGCAAAGCCUGAGACAUCAAUAUUGGUCUUGAUUCCAAUUUUUGGCAAUUAAACAAAUUAAGUGAACCAUCUUAUUAUAGAAAGAUGCUACAGCAUCUAAAGGGCAGAGAAUCUAGCGUGACUACUCUCGCGAUAGUUUCUAACAACGAAAAUCUUCAUUUUGACUGUUUCACCGAACCAACUCUGAGGAUGUUCAAAAAGUUCAGUGUCCUUGUACUACUUGAAGAUCGAGAAGAGGAGAAGAAAGAAGACCUUCUGCUAUCCAAAAUCGAAAGAUAUUCCAAGUUACCUAACUUUGGAAAAAUUAAAGUGUGCCCUAUCAAGACCAGCAAACCAUCCUUUGCCAACCAAAUUAUUAUUCAUGGAGGAUUUUAUGAAAUAAAAGAAAAAGUAAAAACUUGUGAAAUCAACAAGGGAUCAAUGACUUGAGCUAGAAAGUUUAUAAAUAAGCUAAGGAUUACCCCUGAUAUAGAAAUAGUUGACUUUAGUGAAAAGUUUUGGAAUAAUUCUUAA